Triticum turgidum subsp. durum (durum wheat) is the source of this 546-nucleotide messenger RNA. NCBI's taxonomy places the organism in Eukaryota, Viridiplantae, Streptophyta, Magnoliopsida, Poales, Poaceae. The record is from the annotation of a GenBank genome assembly.
AUGGCCGCGCAGGAGGCGUCGCAGGCGCUGCGGUGGCGCUACGGCGACGUGGACGACGGCAACUUCUCCGUGCGCGGCGGGCGCGGCGUGCCGCUGCUUGCGACGCUCUUCGCCGUCCUCGUCUUCUUCGUGGGCGUCUGCGUCUACCUCCGCUGGGUGUGCCGCCGGUACAACGCCGACGCGACGCUUCCCAUCUCGUUUUCCUACCCCUCCUCGUCGCCGUCGUCCUCCGCUGCGGCGCCCGGCGCCCCCUCCGCGGUGGCUGGCCUCGACGCUGCCGCGAUAGCCGGCUUGCCCGUGACGCCAUACCGUCGUCCUCCGUCGGCGUCCCCUGGCCGCGAGGACGACGAGACGCAGUGCCCGAUAUGCCUCGGCGAGUUCGCGGACGGCGAGAGGGUGAAGGCGCUGCCGCGGUGCGGACACUGCUUCCACCCGGAGUGCGUGGACGCGUGGCUGUGCUCGCAUCCCAGCUGCCCGCUGUGCCGGGGCUCGCUUCUCGCCGACACCUCCACCGUCAAAACUGUGGACGCGAGCGAAGCUGUCUGA